Myotis brandtii (Brandt's bat) is the source of this 1874-nucleotide messenger RNA. It is a transcript of the gene TTC9C, whose product is annotated as tetratricopeptide repeat domain 9C. Gene Ontology annotation, molecular function: protein binding. The transcript is spliced from 4 exons. Lineage: Eukaryota; Metazoa; Chordata; Mammalia; Chiroptera; Vespertilionidae. The record is from RefSeq and is a predicted model, not a curated record. Bases 1102 to 1617 code for a protein of 171 amino acids.
UCCUUUCGACUCCCCUCCCCUUCGCAGCCCCGGGAGCCCGAAACAACAGAGCGGGGAACUAUUUCCCGGCCUGCAGCCUCUUCCCUCUGUUACCAGCCGCGGCGGGCGCGCGCCGAGGACGACGGACUUCCCUCCCUUGGCCUCCCGCCCCCUCUCACGUACUGGCCAAUCGCCGCCGGCGUUCCACUGCGCAGCCGCACGGGAGCCGGAGACGGGAGAGACUGGCUGCCGCUCAAGUGCCUCGUAGCAUGGAGGCGUGUGCGCGCCCUUCUUUCCGUACUUCCAGCGGGGUAUCGCGCAGCCGCCCGGACCUCCCUCCCCUGCCGCACGCCCCUCCCACCCCGCCACCACCUUCGCUCGGUCUGACUUCCAGUCGCGCUUUCGUCUUGGGGCUUGCUCACCGGGCGCUUUUCCUGUCUAAGCAGGCAGCAGCUUCUUCGCAGUUAAAAAUAAAAGCCAGAAGGGAAGUUGUUGCAACGUGAAAGCCUCCUAGUAAUCGUCUUUCUGACUAGUAAACCAAAGGGCUCUCCAAAACCAAGAAAUACAGUAACCUCUUGCUCCGCCCCAACCCUCAAUUUCUACCUAGCAACAGAUGACCGAACCUCGCCUUGUAGCUAGGCUAUUGGCCAACUUGAAUCUUCAUCUGCAAUUUUGAUUGGUCAUCCGUGAUAGUCUGAAUGUUUCCAAUUGGCGAAGCUGCCACGGUCUCCUCCCCUCCCCCCUUCCCCCCCGUUCGUCCGCAGAGGAAGCUGGAAAGGCGGGGUCGUUUCUGCGGGAUUACUUUUCUGGGGCCGCUCCUGAUUGGGCGGCGUGGUGCGAUGCGCGCGACCCUUUAGACAACAAACUGUCAAGGGACCGGACCCUGUCCUCUGGGUGCGCCCACCCGUAGUCGGAAACCCAGGGGCAGACUUCCGGGCUAGGGCCCUUGCAGAGGGCAAGGGGUGGCCGCGGGGCUCAGGCCACAUUCGCCUGGGUUUCCCAGCUCCGGGCACCGACAUCAACGAAUGCUUCUUGAAUAUACGUGCGAAUAAAGAGCCGGGACGGAGAGCUUCAGUUGCCCUCUCGCUCCCCAGUUCCGCAAGACCACUGGGCGGCGGAGUCAUGGACAAGCGCCUGCAGGAGGCUCAGCUGUACAAGGAGGAAGGGAACCAGCGCUACCGGGAGGGGAAGUACCGAGAUGCUGUGAGUCGGUACCAUCGCGCUCUGCUUCAGCUGCGGGGUCUGGAUCCCAGUCUGCCCUCCCCGAUUCCCGAUCUGGGACCCGAGGGCCCGGCUCUCACACCUGUUCAGGAAAGCAUGCUGCACACCACCCAGACAGACUGCUACAACAAUCUGGCUGCCUGUCUCCUUCAGAUGGAGCCAGUCAACUACGAACGAGUGAAAGAAUACAGCCAGAAAGUCCUGGAACGACAGCCUGAUAAUGCCAAGGCCUUGUAUCGGGCCGGAGUAGCCUUUUUCCACCUGCAGGACUAUGACCAAGCUCGGCACUACCUCCUGGCGGCUGUCAACAAGCAGCCAAAAGAUGCCAAUGUCCGGCGGUACCUCCAGCUAACACAGUCGGAACUGAGCAGCUACCAUCAGAAAGAGAAGCAGCUCUAUGUGGGCAUGUUCGGUUAACAGAGAAGAAUGACACUUCUCCACUUGAACUUCGGGGAAAGUCUCAUCCAGUGAACCCGAGCCUCGGAGGAGACACGAGCCCCACACCUCUGACCCAGGUGUCUUUCUGUCUUGUUUCUAGUCCUGCACAGACUCUGAACUACUUACACAGUCUGCCUUUGUUUUUUGUCUGUCCGUCUAUAUAUUUGUAUAGCUUUUAAUACAUGGUAUUCUUGGGGACAUUUGCCCUGAGAAUUACAACCAAAAUAUAUUCAUCA